AUGGCGCUGGCGGCGGAGCGGGCCGGCUACAGGUUCGUGGUGCUGCUCUUCAACUGCCUCCUCACCUUCGGCUCCUACUUCUGCUUCGACAUCCCCAGCGUCCUGCAGGAGCAGUUCCAGGGGAACUUGACCUGCCCCAAUGGAACCCGUCAGAACAGCACCGGGCGUAAUAGCACGCUGGACUGCACUGAAGGCUUGGGAAUGACACCUGCACAGUACAAUUUGCUGUACGCGAUCUAUGCUUGGACAAAUGCAGUAGUGGUUAUUCUGGCUGGAUUCCUGAUUGAUAAACUAGGAAAUCGCUUUGGUGUCUUUGUUUUCUCUCUUCUGACUGUGCUGGGAUCAUCAAUCUUUGCUCUAGGCUCACAUUUCAAGGGGUCGCCAUACCUCCUACCAAUGAUGCUAACAGGAAGACUGCUCUUUGGCUCUGGGAAUGGGUCACUUACUAUUGUGCAGAAUCGUAUCACAGCCUUCUGGUUCAAGGGGAAGGAACUGGCACUGGCAUUUGGGAUAACUCUGUCUUUCUCCCGUCUUGGUACUGUCCUCAACUUCUUCUUCACCCAGCAGUUCGAGGCAAAAUUUGGAAUGCAGUGGACACUCUGGGGAGGUACCCUGCUCUGCGUGCUUGGUUUUGUUUCAGCCCUCACGGUCAGCGUACUAGAUAAAGUGGGCAUGAAGCAACUGGGCUUGGAUGGGCUUAUCCAGCAAGAAUCCAAAAAAGUGCGGAUUCAGGACAUCCGGCAACUUCCCCUUCGCUACUGGCUCCUGGUCCUCACCAUCAUGUUCUUCUACAAUGGAGUCUUCCCCUUCGUGGCAGACGCCAGCAAGUUUAUCCAGGAUAAAUAUUCUGGUUACAGUCAGCAGGCAGCCGCUUAUAUUGCUGGGGCAGUGUACGACAGCUCCUUUGUUCUCUCUGCAGCAGUUGGCAUAUUAAUUGACUACGUUGGACUGAGAGGCGUCUUUGCUGUUGGCUGCGCUGUGUUGACGCUGCCAGUCUUCGCUCUCCUGGCAUUUACGUUUGUUCCUCCAUUAGUCUCUACCAUCUGGUUGGGGAUUACUUACUCCUUUGCUGCUGCUAGUAUGUGGCCAUCCAUACCUCUUGUGGUCCCCCAGGCAACCUUAGGGACAGCGAUGGGGCUUGCAACUUCUGUGCAGAUGAUUGGAGUUGGCCUUUCGAAUCUGAUCGUUGGACACAUUCUAGGAACAAAGUCCAGCGAAUUAAAGAUCCCCCUGAGGCGCUGGCAACAGAUGAUGAUCUUGAUGUUGGCAAACACUAUUGCAUGCAUCAUUGCCUCUGUUAGUCUCAACGUGGUGGACAAGAAACAGGGUGGGACACUGAACAGAACAAGAAAGGGAGCAGCUGUGGAGCAGAAGGACCGAGACCCUGCAGAUGCAGCACCACUCCUUGAUGACGAAACAGGAAACGAAGGCUCUGUCAGCUGAACCUUUGCAGUGUGAGAAUGGUGACGGCUGCCAGACACAGCACUGAUCACUUCUGUUUGAAAGUGGGUUUUAAGCCUGUGCAUUUUAAACAUGUUUAAAGGGAAUCUUGAAGGGAAUUGUCUACAGAAAGGGAACAUUUCUGCUUUCUUACACCUGGCACACAAGUGGAAGGUGUCUGCUUUAUGGUUCUUAGGCGUUCUCCAACAAACGGAAACCUGCAUGGGGCACUUUAAGAACUACCCUACAGUAAGUGAAACAAACCCAGCUGAAGCUUCUUCAUAAACCACU
Messenger RNA from Gavia stellata (red-throated loon), 1731 nucleotides. RefSeq names its product major facilitator superfamily domain-containing protein 1-like. Gene Ontology annotation, biological process: transmembrane transport. The transcript is spliced from 13 exons. The coding region runs from base 1 to 1443 and encodes 480 amino acids. The record is from RefSeq and is a predicted model, not a curated record. Lineage: Eukaryota; Metazoa; Chordata; Aves; Gaviiformes; Gaviidae. Gene Ontology annotation, molecular function: transmembrane transporter activity.